AUGCCUCCGCGCAAAAGGCCACAGCCCUCUGCGGCCGGUCGACCCCGGCGUCCUUCGGAGGCCGGAAAUCAAUCUGCGACUGACUCUACAAAAAGCAAGCGCCCGUCACAGUCCAACCCUGUUGCUGAGCCUCACCAACAUGCGGAGCCUAGGAAGGUUGAACCAGCUUCGAAUUUCAAGGCUAGGGAUCCAUUCGAUGCGCUUUUGGAGCCAUUUUACUACAAUAAGGGCCUCACAGACCCGAUAGACACGGCCAGGGACAAAUGGAAUCUGCUACCGGCGUUCCUCAAGGUCAAAGGACUGGUGAAACAGCACAUUGACUCCUAUAACUACUUCGUGGAGGUGCAAAUGAAGAAGAUUGUCGAGUCAAGCUCUACAAUUCGAAGUGAUGUGGACCACAAUUUCUACAUCAAGUUCACCGACAUCUACGUUGCCUCACCCCGACGAGCCGACGAGCAAGGUGAUGGUGGAAUUGAUUUCGAAUCCACAAUCACGCCGCAAGAGUGCAGACUACGAGACACUACAUACGCCGCACCCAUUCUCGUUGACUUUGAGUAUGUCCGUGGCCGGCAAAGGGUCAUCCGACGAGCAGUCCCCAUCGGAAGAAUUCCAAUCAUGCUCCGCAGUUCUAAAUGUGUGCUGUCGAAUAAAACGCCUGCUCAGAUGAGUGUCCUCAAUGAAUGUCCUCUUGAUCCCGGUGGUUACUUUGUUGUCAACGGAACGGAAAAGGUCAUCCUUGUACAAGAACAAUUGAGCAAGAACAGAAUUAUUGUCGAAACCGACCCAAAGAAAGAUAUCGUCCAGGCCUCGGUUACCAGGUAUGUUCACGUCAAACCCCUUUGGUUUGCCAUCACUAACAUCCACAGUUCCUCAAACGAGCGCAGACUCUACGUCAAGCACAACGUGCUCAAUGAAGACAUUCCGAUCGUCAUUUUGCUCAAGGCCAUGGGCAUUCACACCGACAAAGAAAUGAUGCAAAUGGUUACUGGUGACGAUGCUCUGUAUCAAGAUGAUUUCGCCAUAAAUUUCGAAGAGGCCAUCAACGUCGAUGUUUACACUCAACAACAAGCCCUGGAAUGGAUGGGCUGUCGUAUCAAGAUCAACCGGAAGCAAGCCGCUUAUCGCAAGACUCACGUGCAAGAGGCAGUUGAGGCCAUUGCGUCUGUCAUUAUCUCUCAUAUCGAGGUCAAGGACAUGAACUUCCGACCCAAGGCCAUCUACGUCGCUCACAUGGCUCGUCGCGUUUUGAUGGCAAAGAGUGACCCGGCCCUGGUGGAUGACCGCGAUUAUCUUGGAAAUAAGCGAUUGGAGCUGGCGGGUCAGAUGUUGGCCCUUCUAUUUGAAGAUCUAUUCAAGAAAUUCUGUUUCGAUAUCAAGAUGAACAUCGACAAAGUCCUGAACAAACGCAAUCGGGCCGAGCAGUUCGAUGCUUGGACUAUCGUUACUAUGCAUGGAAAUCAUAUCACUCAGGGUAUGAACCGAGCCAUCUCUACAGGAAACUGGACCUUGAAGCGUUUCCGCAUGGAGCGUGCGGGUGUCACUCACGUUCUCAGCCGAUUGAGUUACAUUGCGGCUCUCGGUAUGAUGACUCGUAUUAGCAGUCAGUUCGAAAAGACCCGUAAGGUCAGUGGUCCUCGUGCCUUGCAACCGUCCCAGUUCGGAAUGCUGUGCCCUGCAGAUACCCCCGAAGGUGAGGCAUGUGGUUUGGUCAAGAACUUGGCCCUCAUGACGCAUAUCACGACCAACGAUGAAGAAGGACCGGUACGAAACUUGAUAUUCAUGCUCGGCGUCGAGGACAUAUCGAGUGUUGGUGGACAGCAGCUCUAUGCGCGGGGUGCUUACACAAUUUCUAUCAACGGUACACCGACUGGUUUGACUAGACGCCCCAAGUCCUUCCUCAAUGCUUUCCGAAGACUGCGCCGCAUGGGCCGGGUUUCGGAGUUUGUCAGCAUUUACAUCAAUCACCACCAGCGAGCCGUUCAUGUCGCGACCGAUGAUGGACGUAUCUGCAGACCGCUUAUCGUCGUGGAGAAUGGCAAAUCCCUUGUCGGCGUUCAGCAUCUUGAGAAGCUGCGCGAUGGAACAAUGGAGUUCGAUGACUUCCUUGCGCAGGGCCUGGUGGAGUACCUCGACGUGAACGAGGAGAACGACUCCUACAUCGCCAUCUACGAGAAGGACAUCUCAAAUACCCACACCCAUCUUGAGAUUGAACCCUUCACGGUCCUUGGAGCUGUUGCUGGUUUGAUCCCUUAUCCUCACCACAACCAGUCCCCCCGUAACACCUACCAAUGUGCCAUGGGUAAGCAAGCUAUUGGCGCUAUCGCUUCCAAUCAGUUCCAACGAAUUGAUUCCAUUCUUUACCUCAUGGUCUACCCACAAAAGCCUAUGGUCAAAUCACGAACCAUUGAGCUGACAAAGUACGACCAACUCCCUGCGGGUCAGAACGCGACUGUUGCCGUGAUGAGUUAUUCUGGUUACGAUAUUGAGGAUGCUCUGGUCCUGAACAAGGGAUCGGUGGACCGUGGCUUUGGACGUUGCCAGGUCUUCCGCAAAUACGUCACGACGCUGAAGAGUUACCCCAACGGAGCCAAGGAUUCCCUCAAAGGACCAACGUUCGAGAAUGGUGCUCCAAUCCGCAAGCACGCGCUUCUCGAGUCUGAUGGCCUGGCUGCAGUUGGCGAAAUGGUCAAUAACGGCGAAAGCUACAUCAACAAGGUCACGCCCAGGGUACAAAAUUCCAUGGGAUUCACCGGCGCCAGCAUGGGCAGUGGAGAUGUUAUUGAGGCAUCCAUGAACUACAAGCUCCCAGAUCCUUCCUACAUAGACAAGGUUCUGGUAUCUGCCACUGAAGGCGAGACGCAACUCAUUAAGGUCCUGACCCGACAGACCCGUCGCCCCGAGGUCGGCGACAAGUUCUCUUCCCGCCACGGACAGAAAGGUGUUGUUGGAAUCAUUGCAGACCAGGCAGACAUGCCUUUCUCGGAUCAAGGCAUCAACCCUGACAUUAUCAUGAACCCUCACGGUUUCCCCUCUCGAAUGACAGUCGGAAAGAUGCUGGAGUUGGUCGCUGGUAAAGCAGGUGUUCUGUCCGGCCAACACGGCUACGGUACCUGUUUUGGCGGUAGCCCCGUCGAAGAAAUGUCUCAGAUCCUGAUCGACAAAGGUUUCAGCUAUGGCGGCAAGGACUACCUCACUUCCGGUAUCACCGGUGAGGCUCUGCCUUUCUACGUUUUCACCGGUCCCAUCUACUACCAGAAACUGAAGCACAUGGUUCAAGACAAGAUGCACUCACGUGCCAAGGGUCCCACUGCUACUCUUACCCGCCAGCCUACCGAGGGUCGUUCGCGUAACGGAGGUCUGCGUCUCGGUGAGAUGGAACGUGAUUGUUUGAUUGCGUACGGUACUAGUCAACUGCUGCUGGAGCGUCUGAUGAUUUCGUCUGAUCGUCACGAGGUGGAUGUAUGCGAACAGUGUGGUUUCAUGGGUUACUUGAACUGGUGUCCUGGCUGCAAGUCGUCUCGUUCCGUUGUGAAGAUGGUUAUCCCCUAUGCUGCCAAACUUCUCAUUCAAGAACUGAUGAGUAUGAACGUCACGGCUCGUCUGAAGCUUGAUGAUGAGUUCCCCGAGACGAUGGGACGUUAA
This is a messenger RNA of Penicillium verrucosum, 3642 nucleotides long. RefSeq names its product DNA-directed RNA polymerase III core subunit RET1. Gene Ontology annotation, molecular function: DNA-directed RNA polymerase activity; DNA binding; ribonucleoside binding. Gene Ontology annotation, biological process: DNA-templated transcription. Lineage: Eukaryota; Fungi; Ascomycota; Eurotiomycetes; Eurotiales; Aspergillaceae. The record is from RefSeq and is a predicted model, not a curated record. The transcript is spliced from 3 exons. Bases 1 to 3642 code for a protein of 1213 amino acids. Gene Ontology annotation, cellular component: RNA polymerase III complex.